This is a messenger RNA of Phoenix dactylifera (date palm), 1338 nucleotides long. The record is from RefSeq and is a predicted model, not a curated record. Lineage: Eukaryota; Viridiplantae; Streptophyta; Magnoliopsida; Arecales; Arecaceae.
UAAUAUUUCUGAGGCUAAAAAGGCCGAAGAAAGUCCUCCGCUCGUCCUCGCCCGCUCGCUUGCUCCUGCCUCGCUUCUUCUAUUCCUCUCUUCGCCGCCGGCCGGCCGGCGGCCGUCGCCGCCCUCCGUCCAGGCUUUUCUCUCUCUUAUCUUUGAGAUCAAGAUGAAUGCGUGAAUGUUUUCUACCAUUCUGGUGAAACCAACAGAUCUGCCCAAAAUAAUUAGCAGGAUUUCGUAAUGAAGAAGCAUCAUGAAAGCAGUGCAUCCAAUUUUCUUGAAGGUGUAUGGUGCUUUCUACGUAAGUGCCUCUUUUCUGUGCUCUCUUUUGGUCCCAUACCUAAACAUAUUGCAUUUAUCAUGGAUGGAAAUCGUAGAUAUGCCAAGAGCAGGAAUGUCAAACAGGGUACUGGCCACAGGGCUGGUUUCACAGCUCUCACCUCUGUUCUCCAAUACUGCUAUGAGAUGGGUGUAAAGUAUGUCACCGUGUAUGCUUUCAGUAUUGACAAUUUUAAACGACAACCUGAUGAGGUCCAUUCAUUGAUGGAUCUAAUGAAGGAGAAGAUUGAUGAAUUGCUAAUGAAAGAAAGCAUUGUGAACAAAUAUGGAGUUAAAAUUAAUUUCUGGGGAAACCUGAGUCUUUUGAGCGAACCGGUACGAUUAGCAGCUGAGAAGGCAAUGGCAAGCACUGCCAGGAACACAGGACCAGUGUUUUCAGUAUGUGUGGCCUACACCUCGACAAAUGAGAUUGUGCAUGCCAUUGAAGAAUCAUUUGUGGAAAAGAGGGACAGAAUACAAGAAAGGUACUGCAAUAGUUAUGCUGAUGAAUCAAUUUGGGCAGAUAGCAUGGAUGGUGCGAUUUCAGUCACUGAUUUGGAGCAGCACUUCUACACAGCUGAUUGUCCAGAUCCUGAUAUUGUGAUGAGGACAUCGGGAGAGACUCGGUUGAGUAAUUUCCUUCUAUGGCAAACUACUUAUAGCCACUUGCAGAAUCCAGUCCCUUUAUGGCCUGAGUUCUCAUUUAGGCACCUGGUUUGGGCUGUUUUAGAAUACCAGAGGGUCUACCCUUAUCUAGAACAUAGGAGAAGCUUAAGUAAAAAGAAACACUGAGACUUGACUCUGAUGUUUAGCUUCACAGGAAUUGUACUGUAUUUCAUUACAUCGAAGUGUGUUGUAAUGACAAUGAGCCUCUAUAUCAGUCAGAAGAAAUGAGGCCAAGGUUAUCUGUUUUAAAAUGCCAUGCUGUUGCAAUUUUGUGUUGGCAUGAUUGUUUGAGGAUGGCAUCCUUGAUAAAGAGGUUUGAAAUUUGGAAAAGGAAAAUUAUUAUAUUUUUUUGUACUA